GACGUCGCCGGAUCCGUCAGAACCUCGGCGCUCCCCACGGCCACCGAUCGCCAAUCGAUCAUUCUUGAACCGUACGCGUCGAAUAUACAGUUGAAUUUCGAAUUCGCGUCGCAAUCAAGGUCGACUAUCGUCCGGGCGUGGUAUCCAGGUGACAAACAACCUCCGACAUCGUUACCUUUUCGUUUCGUUUGUACGCUCGACGCGAUGGUGCAACCCACCGACGUACGCAAGCUCCAGGAUGCAGCCAACAGGCUGAGAAUUCACGCCAUCCGGGCUACGGAGGCUUCGAAGAGCGGGCAUCCGACGUCAUGCUCGUCGAUGGCGGAGAUCAUGUCCGUCCUCUUCUUUCAUACCAUGCGGUACAAGGUUUCCGUCCCGAAGGAUCCGAGUAACGACCGAUUCGUAUUGAGCAAGGGACACGCGGCGCCGAUCCUCUACGCCGCCUGGGCGGAGGCCGGACUGUUCCCGACCAGCGAACUGUUGAACCUGCGCAAGUUGGACAGCGACUUGGAAGGUCACCCGACCCCCAGACUGAACUUCGUCGACGUCGGAACCGGCUCGUUGGGACAGGGCGUUUCGGUCGCCGCGGGUAUGGCCUACGUCGGCAAGAACUACGACAAGGCCAACUACAGAGUCUACACCUUGGUCGGGGACGGAGAAUCCGCGGAGGGGUCGAUCUGGGAAGCCCUGAACUUCGCCUCCUAUUACGGACUGGACAAUCUCUGCGUGAUCGUCGACGUGAACCGAUUGGGUCAGACGCAGGCCACAUCCCUCGCCCACAACAUGGAACUUUAUCGCACGCGGCUGGAGGCUUUCGGAUUCAACGCCCUGGUCGUCGACGGACACGACGUCGAGGAACUGGUCAAGGCGUUCCACGAGGCGCAGAACACCCGCGGGCGGCCCACCGCCAUUCUGGCCAAGACUUUCAAAGGUAAGAACUUCCCCGACAUCGAAGAUGCGGACAACUGGCACGGCAAAGCGCUCGGGGACAGAGCCGAGGGCGUCGUACGGCAUUUGACCUCGCUGCUGAAGAAUCCAGGACCCCUAGCUUUGCACCCGCAGAAGCCCCUGGCCGAAGACGCCCCGAGCGUUAAUAUCACCGGCAUAAAGCUGAGCGCGCCGCCGAACUACAAGAUCGGCGAAAUGAUCGCGACGCGCGUCGCCUAUGGGACCGGACUCGCCAAGAUCGCGGCGAACAACGACCGAGUCAUCGCUCUUGACGGUGACAUGAAGAGCUCCACCUUCUCGGAGAAAAUCAAGACCGUGGAUCCGACGAGGUACAUCGAGUGCUUCAUAGCCGAACAGAAUUUAGUCGGCGUCGGGAUCGGCGCCACCUGCCGCGACCGUACCGUCGCCUUCGUCUCCACUUUCGCCACCUUCUUGACCCGCGCCUUCGAUCAGAUCCGCAUGGGUGCGAUAUCCCAGACGAAUUUGAACUUCUGCGGUUCCCACGGCGGUGUCUCGAUCGGAGAGGACGGACCCUCUCAAAUGGGUUUGGAGGACCUAGCGAUGUUCCGUUCGAUUCCCGGUUCCACCGUUUUCUAUCCGAGCGACGCGGUGUCGACGGAACGCGCGGUAGAACUCGCCGCCAACACCAAGGGCAUUUGCUUCAUCCGCACCUCCCGUCCCAACACCCCGGUGAUUUACAAGAACGACGCGGUGUUCGCCGUCGGCAAGGCCAACGUGAUUCGAUCGUCGCCGAAAGACCAGGCCCUGAUCGUCGCGGCCGCGGUAACGUUGACCGAAGCGACUCUAGCCGCCGACCAGCUCGCCAAGGUCGGAAUAAACGUGCGUAUCGUCGACCCCUUCACAAUAAAACCGAUCGACGCAGCGACGAUAAUAAAGAACGCCAGGGAGGUGAACGGCAGGAUCGUCACGGUCGAGGAUCACUAUCCGGAGGGCGGUCUGGGCGACGCUGUGCUCGCCGCUGUCGCUGCCGAGCGAGAUAUCGUCGUUAAGAAAUUGGCGAUUCCCGUUGUCCCGCGGUCCGGUCCGUCCGCGGUUCUGAUCGACCUGUACGGAAUCGGUGCUCGCGGCAUCGUCGCCGCCGUCAACGAGAUUCUCAAGUUGUAAGGGCGAAGGGCGAAGGGCGAAGGGCGAAGGGCGGAGGGCGAACCCGACGACCGAGAGGCGGGGUCUCGCCCGGAGAGAAGAGAACGUGGACUCGUGUCCACGAUUAUGUUCAUCUACUCGUUGUUAGCCAUGGAUUUACCGGUCUAUCGUGUAUAUUGUGUGUAGUUUGCAUCGAAUAAUAGAUGAUAUUCUUGUAAAGUU
Athalia rosae (coleseed sawfly) is the source of this 2274-nucleotide messenger RNA. RefSeq names its product transketolase-like protein 2. The record is from RefSeq and is a predicted model, not a curated record. Gene Ontology annotation, molecular function: transketolase activity; thiamine pyrophosphate binding. NCBI's taxonomy places the organism in Eukaryota, Metazoa, Arthropoda, Insecta, Hymenoptera, Athaliidae. The transcript is spliced from 7 exons. The coding region runs from base 205 to 2073 and encodes 622 amino acids.